Protobothrops mucrosquamatus (brown spotted pit viper) is the source of this 665-nucleotide messenger RNA. RefSeq names its product ER lumen protein-retaining receptor 2. The record is from RefSeq and is a predicted model, not a curated record. Gene Ontology annotation, molecular function: ER lumen protein retrieval receptor activity. Lineage: Eukaryota; Metazoa; Chordata; Lepidosauria; Squamata; Viperidae. Gene Ontology annotation, biological process: endoplasmic reticulum to Golgi vesicle-mediated transport; protein retention in ER lumen. Gene Ontology annotation, cellular component: cis-Golgi network; membrane; endoplasmic reticulum.
CUCAUCUACGUUGCCUGCGCGUACGCUACAGUCUACCUGAUCUACAUGAAAUUCAAGGCCACCUACGAUGGGAAUCACGAUACCUUUAGAAUUGAGUUUCUUGUGGUGCCCGUCGGCGGACUGUCUUUCCUUGUCAAUCAUGAUUUCUCUCCUCUGGAGAUCUUGUGGACUUUCUCCAUCUACUUGGAGUCCGUGGCGAUUCUUCCCCAACUUUUUAUGAUCAGCAAAACUGGGGAAGCCGAGACCAUCACUACUCACUAUCUCUUCUUCCUGGGCCUCUACCGUGCCUUGUAUCUCAUCAACUGGAUUUGGCGCUACUAUUUUGAGGGGUUCUUUGACCUCAUAGCCGUGGUGGCUGGGGUGGUCCAGACCAUUCUGUACUGUGACUUCUUCUAUUUGUAUGUUACGAAAGUACUCAAAGGGAAGAAGCUGAGUUUGCCAGCGUAAAGUGCCAAGGGUGGUCAUCCUGGAUGCGUAGAGACCGUCAAGAAGUUGAAGAUGCUCGAACAGAUGGCCUCCUGCCCUCUUGUUGCAGAGAGUCCCCCUCCCCAAAUGGGGCUCUGUAGGACCAGAGACCCAGCUGACUUCUGUUUGACGCAUCUCGCCUUUUCCCCCCCCUUCUUUUUUUAUUACUAUGUAUAAAGAUUUUUUACACGAGAGAAACU